Molecule: messenger RNA, 139 nt
Organism: Rotaria socialis
Lineage: Eukaryota; Metazoa; Rotifera; Eurotatoria; Philodinida; Philodinidae
Source: the annotation of a GenBank genome assembly
AUGGCAACAACAAAUGCUGAUGAAACUUUAAAUACUCUAGAAGAAUGUUCAAUAUGUUUAAGUCCAUUAACUCAACAAGGUGUGGAUGUUUAUACAACAGCAUGCCUACAUAAAUUUCAUUUCCAAUGUUUGGUCAAGA